AUGGAUUUGGCAUAUGCUUCCCCUUUCUUCCAUUUUCUUGUGCUAGUAACAUUCAUUUCUAUGCUACUAUCAUCAUCAACAACAAAAACUUUGGCCAGUGAUUUCUCAAUCAAGGAAGCAACAGUGCAAGAUCUCCAACUUGCUUUCCAAAGAAACCAAUUAACAUCAAGACAACUUGUUGAGUUCUACCUCAACCAAAUCAAUAUCCAAAACCCAGUUCUCAAAGGAGUAUUGGAAGUGAAUCCAGAUGCACUAGCACAAGCAGAUAAAGCUGACAAAGAGAGAAGGGAAAAGGCAGCAGGUUCUCUAUCAAGGUUGCAUGGAAUACCUAUUUUGGUUAAGGAUAAUAUUGCAACUAAGGAUAAGUUGAAUACUACUGCAGGCUCUUAUACCCUACUUGGAUCAGUGGUGCCAAGAGAUGCAGGUGUUGUUACCAAGUUAAGGAAAGCUGGGGCUAUCAUACUAGGGAAAGCCAGUAUGAGUGAGUGGGCACAUUACAGAUCUUUUGAUAUUCCUAAUGGUUGGAGUGCCAGAGGUGGACAAGGAAAGAAUCCAUAUACAUUGGGUGAACCCUGUGGUUCAAGUAGUGGAUCAGCAAUAUCUGUAGCUGCAAAUUUGGUGACUGUAUCGCUUGGUACCGAAACCGACGGCUCCAUUUUAUGUCCUUCCAAUUUUAACUCAGUGGUAGGCAUCAAACCCACAGUUGGUCUCACUAGUAGAGCAGGUGUAGUUCCAAUUAGUCCAAGGCAAGACACUGUUGGGCCAAUUUGCAGGACUGUAUCAGAUGCUGCCUAUGUUCUCGAAGCCAUAGCAGGCAUUGACACUUUUGAUAAGGAAACAAUUGAAGCAUCAAAGUAUAUACCAAAAGGUGGCUAUGCUCAAUUUCUAAAGAAAGAUGGACUAAGAGGAAAGAGAUUAGGAAUAGUGAGUCUAUACUACAAUUUUGGAAAUGACACUUUUCUGCAUGAAACUUUCAAGCUACACCUAAAAACGUUAAGGCAAAGAGGUGCCAUUUUGGUCGACAAUCUGAAGAUUGAUGACAUUGAUGAAAUUAUGAAUGCUCAAAGUGAAACUAUUGCUUUGAAUUUUGAAUUCAAAUUAUCCUUGAAUGCAUACCUGAAAGACUUGGUUGCUUCACCGGUGAAAAGUUUGGCAGAUGUAAUAGAUUUCAACAAGAAACACUCCAAAUUGGAGAAAGUUGAUGAGUAUGGCCAAGAUCUUUUGCUGGCAGCUGAAAAGACAAAUGGAAUUGGGAAAGCAGAGAAACAGGCAUUAUUAAACAUGACAAGAUGGUCACAAAACGGGUUUGAGAAAAUGAUGAAAAGAAAUAAACUUGAUGCUGUGGUAACACCUUUUUCUUCCUUUAGUGGCAUCCUUGGUAUUGGAGGUUAUCCUGGAGUGAGUGUUCCAGCAGGAUAUGAAAAGGGUGAGCCAUUUGGAAUUUGCUUUGGAGCUUUGAAAGGCUCAGAGCCUAAGUUGAUAGAAAUUGCUUAUUCAUUUGAGCAAGCAACUUUGAUCAGAAAGCCACCACCCCUAAGGAAGUUGGAAGUUGAAAGUUCUUGGUAA
Molecule: messenger RNA, 1566 nt
Organism: Lathyrus sativus (Indian pea)
Lineage: Eukaryota; Viridiplantae; Streptophyta; Magnoliopsida; Fabales; Fabaceae
Source: the annotation of a GenBank genome assembly